Triticum aestivum (bread wheat) is the source of this 843-nucleotide messenger RNA. RefSeq lists its product as uncharacterized. The coding region runs from base 88 to 687 and encodes 199 amino acids. The transcript is spliced from 4 exons. NCBI's taxonomy places the organism in Eukaryota, Viridiplantae, Streptophyta, Magnoliopsida, Poales, Poaceae. The record is from RefSeq and is a predicted model, not a curated record.
AGCAGCAGAUAGAUAAGGGGAAGGAAACCAACGGACGAUGGAGGUGCCGCCCCGUCCCCGCACGACGGAGGAGAAGGAGAGCAGAGCAUGGCACUGGGGACGCAGCCGCUGCGGCUCCGCGUCGGAGUGGCCUCUGCGGCGUGCCGGCCUCCGAGCCCCGGCAUCCGGGCGCGCAGUGGCGGGAGGAGGAGGACGCGGUCUGUAGCCGUAGCGGCGGCCGCGGCGGUGAAGGGGGCGGCGGCGGCGGUGGUGCGGGAGUUCUACGAGGGCGUGAACCGGCGCGACCUGGCGGCGGUGGCGCCGCUGAUCGCGGAGGGGUGCGUGUACGAGGACCUGGUGUUCCCGCGGCCCAUGGUGGGGCGGGACCGGGUGGUGGGCUUCUUCGGCGAGUUCAUGGGCUCCGUCAGCCCCGACCUCCGCUUCGUCAUCGACGACAUCUCCGGCGACGACCCCUCCGCCGUCGGCGUCACCUGGCACCUCGAGUGGAAGGGGCGGCCGUUCCCGUUCAGCAGGGGCUGCAGCUUCUACCGCUGCGAGCCCGACCCGCAGCGGCCGCAGCAGAUUCAGAUCGUGUAUGGCCGGGACUGCGUGGAGCCGGCGACCAAACCCGGGGAGCUGGCGCUGGUGGUCAUCAGGGGAGUCACCUGGAUUCUGGAGCGCUUCCCUAGCCUUGCCGACAGGCUCUGACUCGAUCCUUACACAACUCGAACCUCCCUAGAUGAUUCAUGGUUGUAACGGGCUACAACUCUCUGGUUUUCACAUGCCAUGCGUAUGCGUAUCUCUACUCCUAAUGGAGCAGUUGGUGAAUAGUCCGCGCGGUUUAUUUUCGCUGGUUUAUUUUCA